This is a messenger RNA of Hibiscus syriacus, 954 nucleotides long. Its product is annotated as probable WRKY transcription factor 50. NCBI's taxonomy places the organism in Eukaryota, Viridiplantae, Streptophyta, Magnoliopsida, Malvales, Malvaceae. Gene Ontology annotation, molecular function: sequence-specific DNA binding; DNA-binding transcription factor activity. Gene Ontology annotation, biological process: regulation of DNA-templated transcription. The transcript is spliced from 2 exons. Bases 163 to 621 code for a protein of 152 amino acids. The record is from RefSeq and is a predicted model, not a curated record.
CAAAUCACUUAGGCAUGUUAUUUCAACAUCAACCAUUGAAGCUUCCUGUAAAUGUAAUAGGAAGGUCAUGGCGAAACCACAUUGCAGAUACUCGAGCAGAAUAUACUAUAUGUAUCGCUCUAUACUGCUACCAUCAGACAUCAGUCUUUUAACUUUACCUAAAUGUCUAACAACGACGAUUUUAAGCAGCUGGACUCGCCGGAAAGCACCGAUCAGUCCAAUUUCGAGUUCCCUGACGAGUGGACUUUCGACGGUUGGCUGGAGGAUUUUCCUGAAGCCAUCAUCUCAGGGCCAAUUCAGUUUCCUUUUAAUGACUCUGCUGGCACUAGCAGCCUCCUUCGAGUACCUGGCAAUGAAGUUCAUGAAACUGUGAGCGAGAGGAAGGAAGUCAAAGAAAGAUAUGCAUUCAAGACCAAGUCCGAGGUUGAGAUACUGGAUGAUGGAUACCGGUGGAGGAAAUACGGGAAGAAAAUGGUGAAGAACAGCCCGAAUCCGAGGAACUACUAUAGAUGCUCUGUCGAAGGAUGCCCCGUGAAGAAAAGGGUCGAAAGAGAUAAAGACGAUCCGAGUUACGUAAUCACAACUUACGACGGGAUUCAUAAUCACCGAAGUGCUUCUUGAAUCAGUCGACAAGUCACCGUUACAAUCUCAGAGCCAUCUCCUGCAGAAGGUCAACAUCAAUCUGCAACUAUCGCAUCGUCUGCAUAGACUAUUGAAAAGUCUUCGUGCAUUUCUAUCCUUGUAAAUAUCUGUAAGAAAAUCUAAGGACCAGACUACAAGAACCCUGAGUUCCAAUUAUAACUUGAUCCUAUUUAGUGUUAGCGACACUAAGUUGAGAGAAUCGUCUCGGAUCUGUUCUUUGAACACUUGAUGUAAUAUCUAUUAAUAAUCCGAAAUCGUCAAUAAAUUUAUAGACUUCUUGGUGAGCCAAGUGAUUGCAGCAUUAAGAAACCA